UACAAUUUCAAAAGAACACAGGUAAGGUAUAUUAACGACUAAAAGACAAAAUAAGAAAGAACACAGAGGAAGGAUAGAAGAUUUUUUCUGACCUUGCAUACAGUUCAUCAGUAUAUUAGAAUUAAGUAUGGCCAGUCGCAUCAAAACAGACACUGGAAAGAAGUAUGGGCUGCUGUCAGGACAAAAACCUGUGUCAUUAACAGAAUCAAAGACUCAUGUGACAAUUCAAGGAUUCAUUGCCAAUGUUGAAUCUAAAUUGACAUAUGUUAACAACAGCAAAGAAUCUAUAGAGACCCGUUAUGUAUUCCCUAUUGAUGACAUGUCAGCUGUGUAUAAGUUUGAAGCAGAUAUUAAUGGCAGACACAUUGUAGCAGAAUGUCAGGAAAAGCAACAGGCUAAGAUAACCUUUGAAGAAGCUACAUCUACUGGUCAAGCUGCGUUCUUCCUAUCGGAGAGUAAAUAUGCUGGAGAUAUUUUUGUGUGUAAGCUUGGUAACUUGGAUGCAGGGGAAACUGCUGUAUUGACCAUGGCAUAUGUUGUAGAGUUAACUGUUCAACCAAAUGGGAAUCUGAAUUUUGUCUUGUCAUAUGUUUUGAAUACUAGAUAUUCAUCAGCUGGAGAUGCAGGAGAUACACGGAACUCAAUAAAACCUGUUAAGUUAGGAUUCACUGCAUCAGUAAAGGGUCAUCACAAGAUCAAAUCUGUUAGCACUUAUAGAGAUGAUUUACAGUUACAGAUAUCUGAUGAUAAACAUUCAGCAGAGAUAAAGUUAAAAGACAUAGUUAGUCAAUACAGAGAUUUGGAGUUUUCUGUGUCAUAUGAUGAUGUUUCUAAGCCAGAAGCAAUAUUAGAAGUUGGUGAUCGUAAUAAAGAUGGAUUAUUAAAAGAAGAUGUUUUGGUGCUGAAUUUUAUACCUGAUUUGAAGAAUCAUUGUAGAAAUGUUAAAAGGGAAUUUAUUUUUGUUAUGGACAGAUCAGGUAGUAUGGAUGGAGAUAGAAUGGAGAAAUCUAAAGCAGCUUUACUCCUUUUCUUGAAGAGUUUACCUGUUGGAUGUCUUUUCAAUAUUGUGUCAUUUGGAAGUAGUUACAGUUUCUUAUUUGACAAAAGUCAACAAUAUAAUGAGGAAAGUCUUGGUGCUGCAAAACAUCAUCAAAAUGAAAUGAUGGCCAACAUGGGUGGAACAGAUAUUCUAUCUCCAUUAUCAGCAAUCUAUAGCAUGGAGAAUAAUAAAGACUAUCCAAGACAGAUUUUCCUGUUGACAGAUGGUGAAGUUGGUAAUACUGAAGCUGUUGUAAAUUUAGUUGGACAAAAUUCUCAUAAUUCAAGAGUAUUUACAUUUGGAGUUGGCCAUGGAGCUUCUACAAGUCUGAUAAAAAAUGUAGCUAAAGCUGGUGCUGGAAGAGCAACAUUUAUCAAAGACGAAAAAGACAACAUGAAAGCCAAGGUGAUAAGAGCUUUAGAGUUUUCAAUGGAAGACAGUUUGGCAGAUAUUAUUUUGGAAUGGAAUCUUCCUAAAGGAUGCACAGCUACAAACAUCCCUUCACAACAACCUAAUGUAUUUAAUGGAGAUAGACUUUCCAUUUUUGCUCUUCUUCAGAAUACAAAUAAAGCGAAAUCUGUUGAAGGGUCAGUAACUCUGAAAGGUUUUAUUUCGGGAAAACUACUUGCUCAUACUAUGGAUAUCAAAGCAUCAUCUUAUAUACAUCCAGAUUUGCCUAUUCAUCGUGUGGCUGCGAAACACCAAAUUAAAGAACUAGAAAACGGUCCAUUAUCAGACGACACUAAAGAGAAGAUCAUCAUGAUAAGUACAGCAGCCAAAAUUAUAUCCAGAUUCACAGCCUUUGUGGGAGUUGAUGUGCAAACGAAACUACCAGUUACUAAUAAAAAGAGUCAAAUAGUUAUCCAUUAG
Mytilus trossulus (common blue mussel) is the source of this 1909-nucleotide messenger RNA. Its product is annotated as von Willebrand factor A domain-containing protein 5A-like. NCBI's taxonomy places the organism in Eukaryota, Metazoa, Mollusca, Bivalvia, Mytilida, Mytilidae. The transcript has 16 exons. Bases 128 to 1909 code for a protein of 593 amino acids. The record is from RefSeq and is a predicted model, not a curated record.